AUUCAGAGCGCUGUGGCUUUGGCGCUGUCCACACGAGAGCAGGUUCUGAAACGCGCCGUGCGCUUGUGCAGUGUUUGCGCGGUAAGGACGGAGGCUCGACCACUGCUUCUCACCGCCGGAGCGCUCACACUGGAAAAACACCUUUCGGCGGACAUCCGAUGCGGCGAGACAGACAAAUUACACUACCGUAUCAGCCGUCUGUGACUUUCCGUGGAUUUUUAGGCACGCACUGAGUGGGUUCAAAACUUGACAAAGCCUGUUUUCUUCUUCAGGACAUUUCUUGGACAUUUAUUUCUUCAAGUUCAAAUUCUUCACGCAAUGGCUAUUUUUCAUUUUCUAUUUAACUUUGGCAAACAUUUUGAUUCGGGGUUCAUAACAUGUGCUUUUUAAAUUUCACAUGUCCACGGUCGCAUGUCUAUUGUUUGGGGAUCUUCGUGCUGUCGGAGUUAUCUGCAUUUUUUUUUUCUUCUUUUAAAAAAGAGAGUCUGAGGGCGCGCUUUGUGCGUUUAGAAGAUCAAAAUGCAAGGAAAUCGCGUUUACGUGAAGAAACGUUGAACAUGAAGUAAAUGUUUUGGUUUGUCAGAAACCUCACCAGGAUUUUACAGAUCCCUGGUAGAGACGCGCUCUGACAGUGCGAACCUCAGUCACAGUUCACGGGUCACGGUCAGUGGAGCGAGGAUGUCAAGAUAGAGCUUGGAAACGAGACUUCUACAUUUUAUCUAAAGCUUAAGACUGUUCGGACUAAUAUUAAAAAUUUGUACAUAUCGCCAGGACUUUUCUUGAAAUUCAAUUUUGAUAAAUCCCCACUGAUGUCUGAGUUAGUUCACUCUGGAUGUUGGGCCGCGGAAGCAGUUGUGUGACCCUGCGUGGUUGCAUUUACAUUUUUGUUGACUAAUUAAUGAUGAAUCAGAUAGAUUGUUAUUUAUGAAUUAUCUCUUUUCCUUUCCCCCGCGAAAAUCACAAACACCAUUUACAGAUUUACUUCUGUUCUUGACCUUAGGCCUUGGGUCUUUAGGCUCAAUUGUUUAUUUUCCAACCAAAGUUUCUGUGGACUUCCACACAGCUGAAACAGUGUUUAACAGAGACAUUUUCGAGCAGAACGGACUGAACACGACGCACAAACCUUUAAAACAGCAAGAACAGGACUUUAAAGGCUUUUUGGUGGUUUUUCACGGGAAGGCCUGUUCUACUAACCGAUGGAAAUCCACUGCAAACACGACCCGUUCGCAGCGAUGCACAGGCAUGGAGGGGUGAAUCAGCUGGGUGGGGUGUUUGUAAACGGGCGGCCCUUGCCUGAUGUGGUGAGGCAGAGGAUAGUAGAGUUGGCCCAUCAGGGCGUACGUCCGUGUGACAUCUCCCGCCAGCUCCGGGUCAGCCACGGCUGCGUCAGCAAGAUACUGGGCAGGUACUAUGAGACCGGCAGCAUUAGACCAGGGGUGAUUGGAGGCUCCAAACCAAAGGUUGCUACACCCAAAGUCGUCGACAAAAUCGCUGAUUACAAACGCCAAAAUCCCACCAUGUUUGCCUGGGAGAUCCGAGACAGACUGCUGGCAGAGAGAGUGUGUGACAAUGACAGCGUGCCCAGCGUCAGCUCAAUCAACAGGAUCAUUCGCACUAAAGUCCAGCAACCACCUGGCCAAUCAGGAGCUGUCUCUGCCCAUAACUUAGCUUCCACAGUGGCAGUGACCCAGGUAUCGGCAGUAACCAGCGACGCUGCAGGCUCCUCCUACUCCAUCAGUGGAAUUCUGGGAAUUAGCUCACCUGCAGACGCAAGCAAGAGGAAGAGAGAUGAAACUCUACAGGAUUCUCCUUUGGCGAAUGGCCACGCCCACUCAGGGCGGGACUUCCUGCGGAAGCAGAUGCGAGGGGAACUCUUUACACCGCAGCAGCUCGAGGUAUUGGACCAUGUCUUUGAUCGACAGCCCUAUCCUGACAUUUACCCCGUCCCUGACAGCAGCAGCUACAAGCCCGCCCAGACAUCUGAUUACUCGGCUAUGGCGUCUUUGGCUGGCGGACUGGAGGAGAUGAAAAACAGCUUGGCCAAUCAGACAGGAGCAGAGCUGGGUUCCACUGUUGCAGGACCUCAAUCGUAUCCACUUGUGUCUGGUCGCGACCUGGCCAGCACCACGCUCCCUGGUUACCCUCCUCAUGUUCCUCCAACUGGGCAGGGUAGUUACUCCACACCCUCCCUCACAGGGAUGGUACCUGGAAGCGAUUUCUCGGGCAGUCCUUAUUCCCAUCCGCAGUAUUCAACAUACAAUGAGUCUUGGAGAUUUGCAAACCCCAGUCUACUAGUGUUCCAGCAGGAGUACGGUUCUUUACUGGGCUCAGAGAGAGCAGCUUCAUCGGGUCUAUUCCCUGGCCAAACCCCACAACCUACAGGAUCUCCAUACUACUAUAGCGCAGCCACACGGGGAGCAGGAACGGCUGCCACAGCAACUGCCACUGCCUAUGACCGCCACUGACCCACCGAACAAUGGAGAGGAAGAAUGAUGAAGGAGUGGGCGAAACAAAAAGAAAGAGGAGCGAGAAUGGAUUGAUAGCACCCACACAAGACUGUCUACAUAUGGAAGAAAAGAAACGAAGGAGGAGCAGGAAGGAGAAAGAAGAAAGAAAGAAGAGGUGACAAUGUUUUCCUGCCAAUUACAAUCAAUGGUCCAAUCAGUAGCUUCAGCAGAUUUUUCUCAUUUCUGUUCAUUAACAGUAUACACAGAAAGUAUACACCCAUUCACCUGUAUUCCUGUGGUCUCGGCUCACACUAAAUCUGUUAUUGCUUUGAUUUAUCUUCUGUCAUUAAAGCCUUGCUUAUCCUAUCGUCUUUGCAUCUCUAUGCAGUCUGUUCUUAGAGAUGAUCAGGUGUUGGGAGUUGGUACCAGACAAUCUACUAGUGGCAGCUUGAGAUGACCUACAUGAUUUGAGUUCGUUUUAUUAAAUGUGUGAAUGUGGCAUCAUAAUUUGUGUCUGCUAAAACCAUGAAUUGUUUUGGAGAGAACCUAACGUAUCAAGCGAACGGAGAUUUAAUAGAGUUGGACAGAUAACUCAGGUCGGAAUAUUGGCAUUAUUUACAUUAAAAUUAGCCAGCGUGAAGGACAGACCCAUUUCACUGUUGAUCAUGGGAUGCUUCCACUUUGAAAAUGUAGCGUAAUUACGGUAGAGUUAGGAGAGAUUUUACUGGAAGAUACUGAAAUUAGUUCUGAUGCGCAAGCACAAGAAUAUUCGAGCCCUUGGUUAACCACAUAACGGACCCUUAUAAACUGAAUUACAUGAAAGUUUAGCAUUAGCUGCGAUGCGGCAGCUAAAAACGGGACUGCUUUGUGAUUCAGUCAUUGUGUAAUAUGUUGGAAAAUAGCAGCAUCAUUUAAAUGUUUAAGCACUGUCGUUAUGAAUGAGAGCAUCAGUAUUUUAAAGACUCCUCUCCUUCCUCUAUGUAGAUAAAUACUAUUUACGUAUGUACAGAAUACCCUUAUUCAACUGUACAUUAGUAAGAUUUAUAGCUAUUUAUGAUGGAGAGUAAUAUAUAUAAUUGUGUGUAAAAGUUUACUGCGGACAAAUGCUACAAUGCUACUGCUAGCUAAAGAUGUUGCCGUUGAAUACGUAGCUGGUUCUCUUUUUAACCCCCCGACGUUUCAUUCCUUGCUGGCAUUGAAGCACUGACAAACUUUUGUAAAGUCGCUCCAUUUUAGAAGGGGAACACUGUUAGCGAUGCUACUUCCCCUAACAGGAAGUGAUGUCAUGCUGUCCGUCCCUUCAAAUCAUCUCCUUAGCCUCCCCAAAGAUACUCUACAGUAGUGCAAAUAGACACUCUUAAAAGCACAAAGUGACAAAUCUGUUAUCCAGAAAUGGCUUUUAUUUUGAUUCACGCUCUGAAUGCAUUUGUUUUUGAUUAUUCCCUUCAUCCAUACUGCGCCAAGACAAUGCAUGAGACCAAGGUGGAGGCCUUACCAAACUCUCUAUGUAGCAACAUCAUGCUGUACAUCCUUCCUGUUUGUCUGUCUGAGAUAUCCUGUACAUCUAUCACUUACAAUGACAAGAGCUUUUGAUAUCAUUAUUGACUGAUAUAUUGAUAUCUAACUUUAGAUUCUAGUAGAUGAGAAAAGACAAAAAGUGUGCUUUAUUUAGCUAUUGUCUGUGAUGAGUGUUCCCAGUUCUUGAUUUUCUUGCUUUUUGUUUUUCAAUACACUGUGCAUUGCUGAGUAGCUUUCGAAAAAGGAGAACACUGUAGUUUUAGUAGUGAGUCACAAGCACCAAAACUUGAUGUUAAAUAAGAAAAAAAUGACAAACCUAUGAAUAUAUAUAUAGAAGUUGAUAGUUUUUAUGUUUUUAUGUUGUUGCUCUGGAUUGUAAAGUAGUAAUAGGAUCACAUUUGUUUGUAGACCAUAAGUUGCACGUUAUGCAACUCUAAAGAAACCCUUGAUGCCGUUCACCACUAAUGACUACUGGUGAACUUUGACCUUUUAAACUUUUAGUCAGAGGCAUUAUGAACCUGAAGUACACCAGCUGAAAUCAAGGACAGUGCCUUUAUUUUUCUACCGAGUCAUCCAGAAUGACCACGCGUCACUAAAAUUGUCUGCAUGACGUAACGAGAUCACAGCUUGACCAACCAAUCAAAAAAAACAGAUGCCACUACCCAUCAUUUAACAGCGUUUUUUUACAUGCUAAUUUUACAAUCUAAUUAAAACUAAAGGCGAAAUAUGAGACUAAUAUAAAUCUACAGUCCCUUUUGAAAGUAUUCAUAUCUCUUCAUUUUUUUCACAUUUUAUGUUGCAGCCUUAUGUUAAACUGCUUUAAAUUACUUUUUUCCCCACAUAAAUUUAUACUCCAUACACCAUAAUAACAAAGCAAAAAACAGAUUUGUAACAACUUUGCAAAUUUAUUAAAAAUAAAACACUGAAAUAAGUACAUUGCAUAAGUAUUCAUACCCUUAAGUCAGUACUUAGCUGAAGCACCUUUACAGCCUCAAGUCUUUUUGGGUAUGAUGCCACAAGCUUUGCACAUUUGCAUAUGGCAAUUAUCUGCCCUUCUUCACCUUACCUCUUCACCUCUCACAUUUUCGGGUUUCUUCAGAAAUUGAUUGCGUUCAAGCCAAGGCUCUGGCUGGAGCAGUGCUUGGUUUCCUUCAAACAUAAUGCUUUGAAUUGAGGUUCAUCCCAGAGAAUCCUGUUUCUCAUAGUCUAAGGGUCCUUUAGAUACUUUUUUCCAAAUUCCAAGUGGGUUUGUGUGUUUACUGAGGAGAGGAUUGAGUUUGACCACACCUCCAUAAAGACCAGAUUGGUGGAGUGCUGCAGUGAUGUUUGUCCUUCUGUAAGUUUCUUCCAUCUGCAUCAUGGAGCUCUCUCUGGUCACUCUCUGUGGUCAUUAAAAAUCCCAUGGCACUUCUCGUAAAGAGUAGAGGUGUAUCCCCGGUGUCCUGGCCAAAUUCCCUCCUCUGGCCUUUGUCAAUCAUGGCCUCCUAAUAAUCCCCAUUUAUUGAAUUGGCUCUAUCACUCUCUGCUUUCCACCUGUAACUGGUGUGUGGUGAGCGCACUGGCGCCGUUGUCCUGUGGUUGCCGUCGCAUUAUCCAAGUGGAUGCUGCACACUGGUGGUGGGUGAGGAGAGAUCCCCCCAUAUGAUUGUAAAGCGUUUUGGGUGUAUGGCAAUACACAAUGAAAACGCUAUAUAAAUGUGUUCAUUCAUUCAUUCAUAAUGGAGGCUACAUUCUUCUGUGAACCUUCAGAAUUUUUUUCUGAACUCUUCCCCAGAUCUGUGCCUUGACGCAAGCCUGCUUCUGAGCUCUACAAACAGCUAUUUUGACCUCAAGGCUUGUUAAAUUUCAAAUGCCCCAGAAAAGGGUAUGAAUACUUAUGCAAUGGAAUCAUUUCUAAGAAAUUUUCAAAGUUGUUAAAAAUCUGUUUUGUGCUUUGUCAUUAUGAUGUAUGGAGUGUGAAUUGAUGUGGGAAAAAAGUAAUUUAAAGCAGUUUAAUAUAAGGAUGCAACAUAAAAUGUGAAAAAAAUGAAAGGGUAUGAAUACUUUCGCAAGGCACUGUAUUUAAUAUUUAACAUCAGGUUAGAUACAAUUAUUCAUUAUAAAACACUGAUCUAUUAUUUACAAUAUAAAACAAAUCUAAAAACAGAUUAAAUAAGAGAUUUAGUCAAAAUUCACAUAUUCUGAGAUCCAAAAGCUGUUUUUUUUCCCUUCUUUUUUUCUUCCAUGAUAUAACAGGGUACAAUAAACUCCUGAUGGUGUAAUUCCAUUGUCUUAAAGGGAAAGUUCACCCAAAUUUGUUUCAGCUUCUGUCAUCAUUUAAGCCCUGUUCAGACUACACAAUUUUUUUUUUGUCAGUUAGGACAGUCACUGUGUCAGAUUAUCUUGUCGUCUCGUAAACAAGAAACAUGUCAGACGACACGUUUCUACCCGACCAUUCAUCGCUUGCCGUCUUUAACGACAUGCAUGCUGUCAUCGAUAUGACGGGACUAGACAGAAGGUGCUAUGAGCGUAAAAACAAACAAUGGCUAGCAAACAGCGUGUUUUGCCCUGUCUUGUCGUCAGAAAAGCCCAAAAAAGAAAGGAAACCUGACAGUGGACAGAAAUCUGUAUUGCAUGGAGGGCAGUAUAAACUGUCAAAGAGAACAGAGGUAAAAUAGUGUUUAUUUAACCUUUUUUUACUCUGUUGUGGUAGUCCCUCAAGGAAACAUCAUAAAUGCAGCAGUAUUUUUGCCACCUAGCAGAAUCGAUACCAUUGUCUCUCUUUCGUUUCGGCUUGUUUGAAAGCUUGUUUGAAAGCGCAUCUGUGCUCCUAUUGGCCAGUGUCACAGACAUGCUAGUCUUUCUGUGGUGACGUUGUGAAGUGUCGCAUACGUGACAUCAGUUGUCGUCUAUUAUGACACACUACAUGAGAUGAAACGAUUAAAUCUUGCAUCCCGUUUGUGCCAAAAUCGGGUAGUCUGAACUGGGCUUUACUCAACCUCAUGUCAUUCCAAAUAGUUUCAUGGAACCACUGUGACAUUGAGGGAUGUUAACAGGGAUGUUACAUUUUUCAAAAUGUCAUCCUUUCUGUUUCACAGAAGAAAGAAGUGCAUACAGGUUUGGAACAACAUGAGGGUGAUUUUGGGUAAACUAUCCCUUUAAGAACUGAGAAUGAAUAUUAGAUUAACUGUGAAGGGAUUGUCUUGUCAUGUAUCUGUCAUCUUUUUAUACAUAUAUUUUAAAUGGACUCUAGGUUAAAAGGUUCUGGGUGUUCCCGUUGGAUUAAAGUAGGGAGACACAAAUGAAAUACACACACAGUCCUUUUGUCCUUUGUCAGGUCAUGAAUAUGCCACACCACUCCAUUGACAUGAUCAAAACCUGCUGCACCAGCAAAAUCGAACCCUCUUUUUCUCGUUUCCCAUCCCCUCUGAUUUCAAUUUCUUAUUUCCACCCCCCACCACCAUUUAACUCCAUUUGCCUCUCUGGUGCACAUUUAAUCUCAUCAGAUCUUCCUAACCCCUUCCUCCAAUGCCAUCAGGACUAGAGAUUUUACAAGUUGGCCGUUGAUCACCUUUGUAAAAAUGAGACGUUUUUUUGAGAAGAUUAUAGUUAUGCGAUUAAAAAUUAAUUCUGAUAUUGAGGAAAUAUACCAACUUUAUAAAUAUUGUUUAAAAAAGCACACAUGUUUUCCAUUGCACAUUUCAUGCAUAAAAAAACUGAUUUAGAUCACUGGCAGACAGGUUUUAUUAAUUAGUCCUUAUUUAUUUUAUCAUUCACUCUCAUUCACAAAAAGUGGCAAAAUAAAUACCUGCCUUUCAAUUAUACCUUAAAACAAAGUGAUUUACUCUCUAAAUAUGGUUUAGCAAUGACUCCGUAUUUAAAAUUCAUUCAGUGAACCUGCCUCACUCAUCAGCUCAAAUCAAAAUAUCAGAAUAUGUGAGUCAAAUGUGAAUGCAAUUUGACUUCACUUCAUUUUCCAAAUCAGCAAAAUUUGAUUUGAAAUUCUAAAACUGGAAUAUUCUGUUAUGUAUUGAAUCUUAAAGUGGUACAUUCACAUUAACAUAAAAAGUUUCCCAAUUUAAAAAAGCAGACUUAACAAAAAAAUAAAAUGAAAUAAAAUAAAAACAGAGGACUUGGUUAUCACCUUAUUGUGGCCUUCUGUGUACAAUCAGAAGCUCCUUCUGUAAUUACUUGCUAAUAGUUUCUUUCCCAAGGGGUUCAUAAGUAUUUUUUACUCAGUUUUUGAAGUAAAGAUUAAAGAGUUUGAAAAGUUUUGAUGAAUUUGAUAACAGCAAUCAGUUCAAUUCAAAGGAAAAGGAAGAAAAAAAAUCAGACAAACAACAUAUCUGUAGCAUCCACCAAAGUUCGAGAUGCCCGGUUUAAAAGUAUUCUCUGGUGAUCAUUGCAAAAAUAUUCAAAUUAUGAAAUAAGCAACAUGACAGAAAGAUGAAGGCAACAGAUGUUUGCGACGAGUAAAUGAAUGAACUGCUUCUUUAAGAAAUGUGUAUGUUUUUUAUUGAAUUUUCUAGUAGUAAAAAAAUCUUGAUGUUUUUCUCUGCGUGUCGUGUGUUGUCUUAAUAUUUGAAUGUAUUUACUGCAGAACAAAAUUUGCCAAAGAUAUCAUGCCACUUAAUUUCAAUCUUUUUGGUUCUUCAUGACUUAUUUCUUCAUUUUAUUCAAAUCUGUCCACAAGCUGGAAAUAAAUGUGAUUUGAUAUUGAUUUUCUAAUGGAAUUAUAUUGUUAUUGUUAUUAUAUUAUUAUUGUUAUUAUUUUUAUUAUGAUGAUGACUUUUUGUUUGUUUGUUUUACUGUUGUUCAGGGUUAUUCAAUUGUCUGGCAUUCCUCCUAAUCCCUGAUACAGGGUCAUAGGCUACUCUGUGUAUGUGCAUAUGAGUGAAUGUUGUUUGUGUAUUAUCAAUUCACGUAUGUUGUAAUGUGAAACUAAGAAGUAAUUAUUUGUAAAUAUUGGCCAUAAUUUUAUUGGUUCAUCAGAAUAAAAGUAAUUUUUUAAGUUCA
Messenger RNA from Labeo rohita (rohu), 8960 nucleotides. It is a transcript of the gene pax5, whose product is annotated as paired box 5. The record is from RefSeq and is a predicted model, not a curated record. Gene Ontology annotation, biological process: regulation of transcription by RNA polymerase II; anatomical structure development. Gene Ontology annotation, molecular function: RNA polymerase II cis-regulatory region sequence-specific DNA binding; DNA-binding transcription factor activity, RNA polymerase II-specific. The transcript is spliced from 11 exons. The coding region runs from base 1197 to 2465 and encodes 422 amino acids. NCBI's taxonomy places the organism in Eukaryota, Metazoa, Chordata, Actinopteri, Cypriniformes, Cyprinidae.